AUGUUUUGGGCAGCAUUAUUACUGCCCAUCCUGGGAUUUUCCCAUGCUGUACCACCCCACUGGUUCCCUGGGAAUUUUACCUCAGAUGAGGUUGGAGCAGAAGAAUUUGUGCGUGACUACAAUACCACGGCUGAAGAGGUCUUCUUCUAUAGCACAAAUGCCAGCUGGAACUACAACACUGACCUGACCAAGCAUAACAGCAUACAACAAAUUGCAGCUUCACUGGAUGAGCAGGCCUUCACAGAGGCCUGGGGUAAAAAAGCUAAGGAACUCUUCAGUGAUGCUCUGAUGGACAGUUUUACGAACCCUAAUUUGAAGAAACUGAUCAAGAAGAUCAAUAUUCUUGGAGCUGCAAACCUACCCCAGAAAGAACGAGAGAAGUACAAUUCCAUUCUUAGCAAAAUGGACAAUAUCUACUCUACUGCCAAAGUGUGUCCACCAGGUGGGACUGAGAAUUGCUGGUCUCUGGAGCCUGAGCUAACUGAAAUUAUGGCAAACUCACGGAGUUAUAAGAAGUUGCUCUACGCAUGGGAGGGUUGGCACAACAACUCGGGUGAGCCCCUGAAAGAGUUCUAUCCAGAAUUUGUGGAGCUCAGCAACAGAGCCUCUCGCAUGGAUGGUUUUGCAGAUACUGGUGACUAUUGGCGUUCAUGGUAUGAGUCACCUACCUUUGAAGAUGAUUUGAAAACCCUUUCCAAGCAGGUGGAACCCCUCUACCAGAAUCUGCAUGCCUUUGUACGUCGUAAACUGUACAAUCACUACGGACCCAAGUACAUCAACCUCAAAGGCCCCAUCCCUGCCCACUUGCUUGGAAACAUGUGGGCACAAACCUGGAACAAUAUAUAUGACAUGAUGAUCCCUUUCCCAAAUAAACCCAAUGUUGAUGCCACAAAUGCCAUGGUCUCAAAGAACUGGAAUGCCACUCACAUGUUUCGGGUUUCUGAGAAUUUCUUCACCUCCCUGGGCCUUCUGCCUAUGCCCCAGAAAUUCUGGCAGUUAUCCAUGCUUGAAAAGCCCACAGAUGGACGGGAAGUUGUGUGCCAUGCCUCUGCCUGGGACUUCUACAAUCGUGAGGACUUCAGAAUCAAGCAGUGCACCACAGUGACCAUGGAGCAGCUGUUCACUGUGCACCAUGAGAUGGGCCACAUUGAAUACUACCUGCAGUACAAGGAUCAGCCAGUCAGCUUUCGUGGGGGUGCUAAUCCAGGCUUCCACGAGGCUGUGGGUGAUGUGCUGUCCCUUUCUGUCUCCACACCCAAGCACUUGCACAAGAUUGGACUACUGGAACAGUUAACCAAUGACACUGAGAGUGACAUAAACUACCUGCUGAAGAUGGCCCUAGAAAAGAUUGCCUUCCUGCCAUUUGGGUAUCUUAUUGAUCAAUGGCGAUGGGAUGUUUUCAACAGCCGCACGCCCCCUGAACGCUACAAUGCAGAAUGGUGGUACCUCAGAACGAAGUACCAGGGAAUCUGUCCACCAAGCCAGCGCACAGAGGAGCACUUUGAUGCAGGAGCCAAAUACCACAUACCUGGAAACACACCAUACAUUAGAUACUUUGUGAGCUUCAUCCUGCAAUUCCAGUUCCAUGAAAAACUGUGUGAAGCAGCCAAACAAAAUGGACCACUACACACAUGUGACAUCUACGAGUCCAAAGAAGCAGGAAUGAUCCUUGCGAAGGUCCUCCAGGCUGGUUCUUCUAAACCCUGGCCAGAAGUGCUGCAGGAUGCCCUGGGUAUCAGUAAGAUGGAUGCCCGCCCUCUAAUGAAGUACUUCCAGCCCAUCAUAGAUUGGCUUCAGGAACAGAACAAAAAUGAGAUUUUGGGCUGGCCAGACUUUCAGUGGAGGCCUCCAGUGCCUGAGGGCUACCCGGAAGAUCUUGCCCGCUUGAUCACCAAUGAGGGAGAAGCUCGACUGUUCCUGGAACAGUUUAACAGAACUGCAGAGAAGGUGUGGAAUGCCUACACGGAGGCAUCUUGGGCCUACAACACAAAUAUCACGGAUACAAAUAAGCAAAUCAUGCUUCGUAAAAACCUGGAGAUGUCCAACCACACAAAUACGUAUGGGUUGAUGGCACGCAAAUUUGACCCCACAGACUUCCAGGAUGCAUCAAUAAAGCGCAUACUAAAGAAACUGAGUGACGUUGAGAGGGCAGUGCUUCCAGAGGAAGAGCUAAAGGAGUAUAACAACCUACUAGCCAACAUGGAGACCAAUUACAGUGUGGCUGAAGCAUGCAGAGCGAAUGGAAGCUGUCACCCUCUGGAUCCAGAUCUCAAUCAGAUCAUGGCUCAGUCCAGGGACUAUGAUGAGCAGCUAUUUGCCUGGGAGGGCUGGCGCAAUGCAUCUGGCAGGAUUCUCCGAGAUGAUUAUAAGAAAUAUGUGCAGCUUGCCAACAAGGCUGCCAGACUUAAUGGCCAUGCUGAUAAUGGAGCCUUUUGGCGCUCCCUGUAUGAGACUCCCACAUUUGAACAGGAUCUGGAAAAUAUCUGGAAGGAGCUUGAGCCGCUCUACCUUGAUUUGCAUGCCUAUGUUCGUAGAGCUCUCUACAAGACAUAUGGACCCAGCCGUAUCAACCUGAAGGGGCCAAUCCCUGCUCAUCUUUUGGGUAACAUGUGGGCCCAGACCUGGUCAGGUAUAAUGGACCUUGUCAUCCCCUUCCCUGAUGCCACACAGGUAGAUGCCACUCCAGCCAUGAUAGCCAAGGGCUGGAAUGCCACAAUGAUGUUUAAGGCGUCUGAUGACUUCUUCACUUCCCUUGGUCUAUUACCAAUGCCCCCUGAAUUCUGGAGCAAGUCCAUGUUGGAGAAGCCAAAGGAUGGGCGAAAUGUGGUGUGCCAUGCCUCAGCCUGGGACUUUUACAAUCGCAAAGACUUCAGGAUCAAGCAGUGUACGGUGGUGACCAUGGAUGAUCUCAUCACUGUCCAUCAUGAGAUGGGCCACGUGCAGUACUUCUUACAAUACAAGGACCAACACAUCUCCUUCCGGGAUGGUGCCAACCCAGGUUUCCAUGAGGCCAUUGGUGAUGUGCUGGCUCUAUCUGUUUCUACUCCCAAGCACCUCAACAGCAUUGGGUUGCUGGACAAGGUGGAGAGCAAUAAUGAGAGUGACAUCAACUACCUGAUCAGCAUCGCCUUGGACAAGAUUGCCUUCCUUCCUUUUGGUUACUUGAUCGACCAGUGGCGGUGGAAGGUGUUUGAUGGGCGGAUCUCUGAAAGUGAAUACAACAAAGAGUGGUGGAAUCUCAGACUGAAGUACCAAGGAUUGUGCCCCCCAGUGGCCCGCAGUGAGAAAGACUUUGACCCUGGUGCCAAGUUCCAUAUCCCUGCCAAUGUCCCCUAUGUCAGGUACUUUGUCAGCUUCAUAAUCCAGUUCCAGUUCCACCAAGCUCUAUGUAACGCAGCCAAUCACGUGGGCCCACUCCACACUUGCGACAUCUACAAGUCAAAGGCUGCAGGGAAACUAAUUGGUGAUGUGAUGAAGCUGGGCUUUAGCAAGCCAUGGCCAGAGGCCAUGGCCAUGAUCACAGGUCAGCCUCACAUGUCUGCCCUGCCAUUGAUGGAGUAUUUCAAGCCUCUCAGCACAUGGCUGAAAGAGGAGAACAAAAAAAAUCAAGAAGAGCUGGGCUGGCCUGAUUAUGACUGGAGACCACAGAGUAAGUCUAAACCCCAACCACCCACUACUCGUAAGACAGAAGACACAGUGGAUUUCCUUGGGAUGAGUGUGGACACUGCUGGAGCUGUAGUGGGGCAGUGGGUCCUCCUGAUACUGGGACUGGUGUUUCUGGUCACCACCAUUUACUUCGGAUAUAAUAACAGGACAUCUAAGAAACAUGGGAAGUCAUCCUCCACAAUGGACUUGAAACCAAGGGCUGAGUGAGAGCCAACUCAUUCUCUCCUUGUUCAAGGCUUGUGAAUGUUUGUAUGUUUCGGUUUUAUUAAUCUGUCUACAAUAUUCUUCUUGAUACCCUGCAUAUUUCUAUACAUUUAUGUGAAAACUGCAAAGAAGCAGUAAUUUAUUUUAAAUUGUUGAAUGAUGGGUGGAGGGGGGUCAAUCCCAGUUUCAGUCAGGAAAUAUAUAUAUAUAUGUAUAUAUAUAUAUAUAUAUUCUUUUUUUUGUUUUUUUUUUUGCACAUUUUGGUAACUGUACUAAUAAACUGUAGAAUAAGAAAAAAAUAAUGUAUGCAUCUUCUAUACUUAUUUGGUUAAAAUCAGUCCUGCAAAUUAGGGAAAAGACUGUAUAAAAUAGGCAAAACAUCAAUUGUUUGAAUGAAUGGUGAAACAGCAGAAAAAGCAUUAAGGGUAAUAAACAAAAAAGUAUCAAUCAUCU
Conger conger (European conger) is the source of this 4323-nucleotide messenger RNA. RefSeq names its product angiotensin-converting enzyme-like. The transcript is spliced from 27 exons. NCBI's taxonomy places the organism in Eukaryota, Metazoa, Chordata, Actinopteri, Anguilliformes, Congridae. Gene Ontology annotation, molecular function: metallopeptidase activity; peptidyl-dipeptidase activity. Gene Ontology annotation, cellular component: plasma membrane. The coding region runs from base 1 to 3873 and encodes 1290 amino acids. Gene Ontology annotation, biological process: proteolysis. The record is from RefSeq and is a predicted model, not a curated record.